Messenger RNA from Prorocentrum cordatum, 1317 nucleotides. The record is from the annotation of a GenBank genome assembly. NCBI's taxonomy places the organism in Eukaryota, Dinophyceae, Prorocentrales, Prorocentraceae.
AUGCCGAAGACCGCUCGCAUUGGAGGCCUCGCGGGCGUCCGCGUGGCGCCCGUCUCCUUCAAGCAAUGGCAGCGCUCCAUCUGCGACGAGUGGUUCGCGAGCAACGCCGCCUUCGAGGAGCACGUGCUGCGGCGCCCCAUAUUGUUUCCAGAUGGGCUGGAGGACACGCUGAGCCUGCGCGCGAUUGCCAUAUUCCUCCACUGCGGCGUCGCUGCUCGGCCUAGCGGGCGCGCCGAGUGCGGCGGGCCGACGAAGUUCGAAGCCCGCGCCGACCGCGAGUGGAACACCUACCGCUGGUCGUGCAAGACCGUCGGGCACAAGCACUUCUGCGAACCUGUGAACUCGCACGGCUUCCUCACGAAGGUUCCUGUGAACUCGUGGAUGCCUUUCCUGUACUUGAUCAACAACCUCCGCUUGGGGCGCAACCUCAAGGACGUCCAAGACGAGAUGGCCGACCUGUUCGGCAACAUUCACAGGGGCACGAUCUCCGUUUGGAAGCAGCUCAACCAGGAAUGCUCGGGGAAAGCGCUGCCUGCGUUGGACGCCCUCAUGGCCGGCGGCAAGAAGGGGGACACCGUGGUCGUCGACGAGACGGUGAUCGGCGUCGAUAAGGCGGACGGAUGGGUGCUCGAAUCCAGGAGCGUGAACAAAGGCGGGGCCACUACGGCGCGCGCAGGGCCGCGCAGGACCACCAAGCUGGUGCGGAAGCAGAUCCUGAAGCGAUUGCCAGCGCGGACGGGCUACAACACCCAGCAAGUGCAGAAGGGCUCCUUCAAGCUCAAGAGCAAGCCGAUGAAGGGGCCGAUGAAGGGGCCGAUGAAGAGGCCGAUGAAGAAGCCGAUGAAGAGGGCCCCCCCGCGGAAGAACGUAGCCAUUCGUAAGAGGCCCGCCGCCAACUUGAAGAGCAACGGCCGCUGGCUCUGGAUCGCCGCACUCGUGGGCGACAAGUUUGACGUCUACACGCACCAGGACCUCAGGAAGAGGGUGACGUACAAGCUCCUGCCGCGCAAGGCCGACGCCCACAAUGGCGAGCCGCGGGGCCUCGAAGAGAUCAGGGAGGCUUUGGCGAGCCGCGUGCGCAAGAAGUCGAUGGGCAACCAGCACAGGGACAAGAAGACUGGAUUCCACACCAACGACGUGGAGUCGGAGAACGCUCGCGCCAAGGGAUGGUCACGCAAGCGUUGCGGCCACCUCCACCUGAGCGAGGCAGGGAUGGACGAGUACGUCUUCUACGUCAACGUCGGCGGCGCGAUGGCCAGCGCGACGCGGGGCCUGGCCGCGUCCAAUGACUUCGUUGCGCGCGGCGCCGCGAUCUGA